AUGAAGGACCCGGCGCACCGCACGAAGGUGGUGCUCAGGCGGCUGCCGCCGGCGAUUGCGCAGCAGGCCGUCGUGGACCAGGUUGACGCCCGCUUCGCUGGGCGGUAUGACUGGACCUGCUUCCGCCCCGGGAAUGCCAGCCAAAAGAAUCAUAGAUAUUCUCGUCUCUACCUUAACUUCAAGAGCCCAGAAGAUGUUGUUGAGUUUGCUGAGUUCUUCAAUGGGCAUGUAUUUGUGAAUGAAAAGGGUGCUCAAUUUAAAGCUCUUGUGGAAUAUGCACCAUCACAACAGGUUCCGAAGUCAAAUAUCAAGAAAGAUGCUCGUCAAGGAACUAUAACGAAAGAUCCAGAAUACUUGGAGUUUCUUGAGCUUAUAUCAAAGCCUACUGAGCAUUUGCCAAGUGCUGAAAUUCAGCUUGAAAGGAAAGAAGCUGAAAGAGCAGCUGCUGGAAAGGAGCCCCCUGUUGUGACACCUCUUAUGGUUUAUGUUCGUCAGCAAAGGGCGGCUAAGAGUAUGGCUCAGAGGUCUGUAAGUAGUAGACUAAGCAGAAAAGUUGCAGGUGUGGUAACUAGUAGUUCUAGUCCAUCUAAAAGGUCUUCUGAAAGGCGCAGGGCCUCCACUUCAACGCAGUAUGUUGUGCGAGACAAUGCUAAGGAGAAGCCGACUUACAUCUUAGCGCCAAAGAGAGAUGAUCAUACACACAGAGAGAAAAUCAUUGCUGGAACUUCAGAUGCUACAAGCGGUGGGCCAUCUGGAUCUGCUCAGGUCAUCGACGGUAAAAAGGACAAAAUAGUCCUUCUGAAAGGAAGAGCGAGGGUUGAUUCCAAUAUAUCUGAUAGCUCAACCCCGCAGCAGUCUGUGCCGCCUUCGAGAAAUACACCCCCAUCAACUUCUAGACAAGACCAGCGAAAUGAGGCCAGUGGCAGAAUUAUCAAGACUAUACUUUCAAACAAGGAAGGACGCCAUGCAAUAGCAUCAUCUCAACAUGAGCAAGAAGGUCACAUAAUUAGUGCCGAGAAGGAUAAGAGGCCACCACGGGCUCCGAACUCGCGUUCCACUGUAAAAGAUCAGACUGUUGAAAAUGCUGAGAAAAACCACUAUGAUGACAAGCAUAAUCAUCUGCAUGGUUCUGGACCCAUUGGUGAGAAGAUUGAAAGACAUGCCAGAAAUAGAGAUAGGCCUGACCGAGGUGUUUGGGCCCCUCGCCGCUAUGACAAGUCUGCAUCAGGAGGCGGUACGCAAGCCUCAUCGUCUGAGUUCCCGCUAAUGCAGUCACACUCUAUGGACAAUUUCUCUCAGCAAGUAGAUGGCCAUGGAGAGAGAAAAAUAGACACAAGGAGUCCUGGUGGCCGUGGUGGCCUUGUGGAGAAUGGAAACAGGCAUGCCAACCGCCGUGGUCCGCCACGUGGGUCGAAGGAGAUGGAAAUCCCUCCUAUUACAUCUGAUGGAAAGCCUUCAAAGAGGGGCCCUGCUAGCUAUGUGGCUCAUGAGGUAGACAAGUAUGGGUUCAAAAGUCAAGUUCAGGAUCGUGAACUCUUCCUCUAUAAUUAA
This is a messenger RNA of Triticum turgidum subsp. durum (durum wheat), 1551 nucleotides long. NCBI's taxonomy places the organism in Eukaryota, Viridiplantae, Streptophyta, Magnoliopsida, Poales, Poaceae. The record is from the annotation of a GenBank genome assembly.